Molecule: messenger RNA, 882 nt
Organism: Acanthamoeba castellanii str. Neff
Lineage: Eukaryota; Discosea; Longamoebia; Acanthamoebidae
Exons: 4
Coding region: 1-882 (293 amino acids)
Source: RefSeq, a predicted model, not a curated record
AUGAACGCAGCGGCCACCUGCAGCAAGCGCAAGGAGAGGGACUCGCAUGGGAGCCCUCCCGCUGGUGGCGCCCACCUGGCUGGGGAGAAGAGGGCAAGGAAAAGAAGGCGCACCAGGCACGACCAACCAGAACCGCAGGCCCAUUGUCUGGCCAGCAACAAGUACCUGGCCUUGAGCGUCACUUCGGCCCACCUGCUCCAAGAGGAGUACCGGCAGGGCGCCACCCUCGCGGUGCACGAGCUCCACUACCUAAAGGGCAACAACAAGGAGAAGAAGGAGGAACUCCUUCAACAUCUUGACGACCACUCAGACGGCCCAGCGCCCACCUACAGGCUGGGCGCCCAAUUGGAGCUCUUGGGCUCCAACGGGUGCGCACUGGCGUGUGGCAAGUGCUGGCCCAAGCACGGAGCCAGCCUUGUGAAGAUCAACCACCGUGGCGGCCCUUUGAUUGCGACCCCAUUGAACAUCAACAUCAAGAUCAAGGUCCGGCUGUGGAUCGACAGCGGCCACCAUCUCCUUGAAGGCACCAUCGCAUUGGGUGUCAUCAUCGCCAACCGCGAGACCAAGAGGGCCUUCGCCCUCGCGACGGCACCCCUGCCUAACUCUGUCCAUCUGCGCCCCACCAUCAACCUCGACGACCUGGAUUCGACGUUCCUCCUGACGAACGAACGCGCGAACGACCACGACCAUCGCCAGCCCUGCCAGGCCGAGACCGACGAUGCCCCUCCCCUGCCUCAGCUGUCCGACGCCGCCAGCCACCAAGACUCCUCUGCGAUUUGCUCGCUCUCUCUCAAGGAAAUCGAGCACCUCGUGGAAGUACUCUUUGGCCACGGCGUCGAGUCGGCUCAGGCAAGGGAGGAGAUCAACCGUCUCCCCUACUAA